Molecule: messenger RNA, 2456 nt
Organism: Clarias gariepinus (North African catfish)
Lineage: Eukaryota; Metazoa; Chordata; Actinopteri; Siluriformes; Clariidae
Gene: pgap3
Product: post-GPI attachment to proteins phospholipase 3
Exons: 8
Coding region: 245-1222 (325 amino acids)
Biological process (GO): GPI anchor biosynthetic process
Cellular component (GO): endoplasmic reticulum membrane
Molecular function (GO): hydrolase activity, acting on ester bonds
Source: RefSeq, a predicted model, not a curated record
CAGAUUCGCUGUCUCUCUCCCCGCGCGCGCCGCGUUUCCGCAUAGUUUCCAGCAGAUCCACCUGCGCGCGAGCACGACCUCAGCCAUCCCCGACCCGACCGAGCCCAGGUGUUUAGAGCAGCGCGAGCCGACAUGUCGUCGUAACGACGUUCAGCUCAGCGCCCAUGACGUGACACGGAUUUUUCUAAAGAAAACACACGCACACACACACACACACACACUUAUAGACCGAGUGGACACCGUGAUGGCGUGCUGCGCGUCACUGGGUCUCGUGCUUUUCACCGCGCUGCUCGUGUGUGCACCGGGACGCGCGCGCGGCUCUCAGGGCGAUAAGGAGCCCGUGUACCGGGACUGCGUGAAGCAGUGCGCGCGCACCAACUGCACCGGCGCCAAGCUGCGCGGCUUCCAGUCCGCUCAGCCGCCCUACAUGGCGCUUACGGGUUGGACGUGUCGGGACGACUGUCGAUAUCAGUGCAUGUGGACCACGGUUGGACUUUAUCAGGCCGAGGGCUAUCGAGUGCCUCAGUUCCAUGGAAAGUGGCCAUUUGUGCGCUUCAUGUGUUUCGAGGAGCCGGCGUCAGCUCUAGCAUCGCUGCUCAACGGUCUGGCGUGUUUACUGAUGCUGCUCCGCUACCGCAGCGCCGUCCCGCGGCAGUGCCCCAUGUACCACACCGUCACCGCCUUCUCACUGGUGUCACUGAACGCCUGGUUCUGGUCCACAGUAUUUCACACCAGAGACACUUAUCUUACCGAGAAGAUGGAUUAUUUUUGUGCAUCAGCUGUGAUCCUCUACUCUAUCUACCUGUGCUGCGUCAGGACGCUGGGUUUGCGGCGGCCUGGCGUUUCCAGCAUCAUUGGAGUUUUGCUCAUCCUGGCCUUCACCUCACACGUCUCCUAUCUCACCUUUGUCAGCUUCGACUACGGCUACAACAUGCUCGCCAACGCAACCAUAGGCAUGGUGAACCUGCUGUGGUGGCUCGGCUGGUGCUGGCAGAACCGUAGGACGUUGCUGUACUGGUGGAAGUGCGGCAUGGUGGUGGUGCUGCUGCAUGGCCUGGCGCUGCUCGAGCUCCUCGAUUUCCCGCCGCUCUUCUGGGUGCUGGACGCUCACGCCGCCUGGCACCUGAGCACUGUCCCUGUCCACUUCCUCUUCUACAGUUUCCUCAUAGACGACAGCCUCCACCUCCUCAACACAGAGAAGCCUGGAGUCAAGCUGGACUAGGAGGAGCUUGUCUUCGAGCCCCACCCCCUUUUUCUCCCAUCACUCCAAUCAGGACCAGUCUGUGAAUUUCCAGUUUACGAAUUGAGUUUACACUUUUUAACCACUCUGCUACGGACAGAUGUGAAGAGAGUUUCUUUUGCUUGCCUUGUUAGGAGGAGUUUGAUUUAUUAUUAUUAUUAUUAUUAUUAUUAUUAUUAUUAUUAUUAUUGUUGUUGUUUUUUUUACUCAUCAACCAUUUCUCACCAUGUUUUUGCCUUCACUGAGCUCGCCUUGAGCAGAAAAGCUUAAAUGUGAAUAUUUUACCGAACUUUAUUAAGAGUUUAUUUAAGGGUUUCCUGGGAUUAUUUAUAUUUUGUCCAGAAAUCUUAAAAAUGGUGUAAAUCGGAGAGAUCAGGAGUGUGACACGUUUUUCCACCUUCAACCGUUUUGUUUUUGUUUUGUUUUUUUACCAUUGGCAUAACUUACGUUGAGAAAUCUGAAGCGAUGAAGAGUUCACGGUGAAAUUUUUUUUAUCUUAUGAGGGAAAUGCUUUUGGAAUCCAUGUUCGUCUGCAUCUCAAACCCUUUCCUAGUGCACUAGUACUUUAGAAGACUUUUAAUAUUAAUGCGUUAUUGUUCCAACAUGUCCCACUGCUCACGGAUCAGACUGGACAUCCUUCAUGUGUCCUGCGUAGAAUUAAAAAUUUUAGAUUUUACAGUGAAAAAUAAAGCGUCAGAUGGCAGACUCCAAUCGACAUGAAGAAUGAUUGGCAGUUGCGUAGAUGGUUUGAACCUCACAGUAUUAACUGACACUCAGUGGAAGUUUAGCAUUUUCCCCCUGCCGUGACCGCUAACGGUACUACACGUCAGACCUCUCUAGGGUUGCCGCGUCAGACAGUGGACUCUUUAAAGUUUAUUUUGGUAUAGCUUGAGUCAUGUUCCUGAGUAUACAGUAUAUCUUUUAGGACCUGUUGACACUGACGUGGUACAGACGUGGAUUAGAGCCAACAUUAAAAAAUGUAUAUUUUCUCAGAAUUUUGACAUUCUGAUUUUUUUUUAAUCAGAAUUCUUUAAACUUAGAAUUCAGAAUUAAAUUAAAAAUCACAAUUAAUACUUUUUAUUAUCAGGAUAUUAAUAUAUUUAAAAUGUAAAUUCACGAAAUUAUUAAAAAAUAUUAAUAAUAUUAUAUUAAUAUUAUCAGAAUUCUGAGUUCAAACUUAAAAUUUAGAUCUUUUUCCCCUCUUGAAAUUCUGACU